UUAUUAACACAAUGGUAUUUGUUUAUCAAUUAUUGUAAAACACUUAAGCUUCUUUUAGCUCGAAUAUGUUUUCGAACAAUUAAUAACCCUGCUAGCAAAUUUGAAAAGGGCUUGUGAUCUAUGGUUCCGUAAUGAACAUACUGCGUCGAAAGAACUAGGUGGAGAAAACUCGUACUGUUCCUCCUAUGACAACAUCACGACAACCAUUACCGAGAUAUUGCGUCAUGGAUUGCGUUUAAAAAUAAAUAAUGCUAUGAUGCCUAACAAUAUAUCUCCCGUUAGUAUGACGAGAAACAAUAUUUGUCUAGCUAUUAACGACGAUUUCAAAAAACUGGUGGACAAUUUUGAAUGGAUUUGUAGGUCAGCACAAAUUCGUACUUCAUUUGCAACCGAAUCGACUAUAUCUCCUUUGCCAUUUAUAAACGAAUCGUUUGAUACGUCAUCUGCAAUGCAACAUGCUGUUAAAUCUUUCCUUCGUUCCUGGGUGCAACGUAAUUUAAAAGCAAAGUGCAUGAAUGCUUGUUUUCAGAUUCUGUUCGGGGAAAAACAGUUACUAGAGGCAUAUUAUAAGGAAGACGCUUUUUUGCGAAAUGAGGCGUAUUCAACAGCACUUCUUAUAUCAUUGUCAGCUGUAGAAUUGAAUCAAUACAGCCUGUUGAGUCAAAUCGAAACCAAACUUUAUAGUCCGGAAUUCGGCGUAGCUGCACUUUCUGCUGUACCGAGUACUAUCCGAAGACGUACCUCUUAUCAUCGCAUACUUUCAAUUUCGCCACCUAGGAAUAGAAAUGUUGACAAGAUAGGGGUCGUAAAUACGCAGGAAAUGAGAAUUGGAAACAUAAGCGACUGCUCCACCAACCAGAAGACUGCUUUCAAAAAGACUUCUCCGAAAUCGAGCUUUGCUACUACAUUUCGCAGAACUAAAAGCCUACCAGCAUUACAGCACAAUCCCUGCGAAACUUUUUUAUUGUUUCAAGAAAAGCUAAGACCGGGAUCUAAUAACAAUUUAAAAACUGGUUCUAAACGUAACAUAAAUGCCUUAAACGUAACAGGUUUUUCCGAUUCAAAUACAAACUCUACCACCACAACUGACUCCUCAUAUUCUGAAAACAAUUUUUUGGAUCUGGGGCUACCUUCAACAUCUCUGCAAAGCCGACAGCAAAUGCGUACAGGUUCCAUUUCUUCUUCAAACGCGGGAACUCCUUGUCGCAUUGAAUUAAUUAACUGUGACGAUAUUAAAAUUUGGACCGACACUUCCUAUGAUCAUAUUCGGAACCAGCGACAUGAAUUGCAAAAGGAAGCGACAGCAACUGAGCCCUGCCCCAUCCCUCAGAAUUUGGAGCCACUGAAACAGAAAGCGAAGAGCUCAAGUCCUAUUGGUAGUUUUUUAUGCAACCUUUUCAGCACUCCACCAACAUAUACACAUUGGUCAAUACUCAACCAAAGCGGUAGCAGCUAUGACGUCAGUUUAGACAACAGGGAAGGUAAUACUGCAAUUGCUAUGUUUCCCUGUAAUCCAAUACAAUCAGCAGAUUAUGCAGUGAGUUCCACUGGCGGGGUUUUGAACGCAUUUAUGCCUGUUUGUGGAAAAAAGUUACGUUCCCGUAACUCCCAAAACUUAUUCGAGGACGGAAUUAGCACGCUUGAUUAUAAAAAUACCAUCAAUGACUCAUCGAAAGAAGCCACAGAAGAAAAUUGUAUCAAAUUAUCGGAAGCGCCUAAACAGUUACCAAAACAUCAGCAGAGUUUAACAGAUUUUUUGCAAACGUCACAAAUGUCGCGAAAUAACACCGACUUGGAAAAGGAGAAUGCACAUUUUCGAGUAUCUGAAGCGAUAAUAUCAGCAAUAGAACACAUAAAGUGGGAUAAUAGUACAGAUCCAGUGAAAAAAUGGCGGCGGAGAAAAGAAUCAAAUCGAUCGACAUUAGCAACAACUGCCACAGAUUGCUUGGCCACAGACGGUACACAUAAAAAUAGAUUACCAGCGAAAUUCGAAAGUGAGUCUUGCGACGAAUCCACUGAGCACAUUUCUUAUGCAGAACUAGGCGAAAGUUGUCUUGAUUUACUUUCCGCAGAAGUUGUCGGCCUCUCAUUAAUUUCAAAAUUUAACGAUAAGCAUCUACCGAAAGUAUCAGAAUUGAAAUGGCUAGUUUCGGAGGAAGAUACGCCACAGCAACUAUUACCCAUGCCUGAUAAUAGUUCAGCGAAUCCUGACGAUAAUAUAAUACAUCCAAUGACACGAGGUACAAGGUACUGGGCGCCACCACGUCAACAAAUCAUUUUCACGGAUCAUCCAUCCACAAGUCGCAAGGAGUUGAUACGAAAGCAGAAUAAUCGUUGUGCGGGCUGUGGAAUGCGAGUUUCUCGGCAGUAUGUCAAUAGCUUUCGGUAUUGUACGUAUCUCGGCAAGUUUCAUUGCACUGGAUGUCAUCGAAAUCAAAUAUCCCCCAUUCCUGCCAAAAUUUUACAAACUUGGGACUUCAAGUGCUAUCCGGUUAGCGUUUUCUCGUAUCGUUUAUUGGAACAGAUGUACCUAUAUCCGCUAUUUUAUGUGCCGGAUUUAAAUCCUGCUCUCUAUAUAGAUAACAAAGCGCUACUUUCUGCUCGAAAAAAACGUGUCCAUUUAAAAUUUGUUAAAGAUUUUAUAAAGUGUUGUCGAUUUGCAGUCAGAGAGCAAGUAUACUUUGAAAGCAUACCAGAUCAUAUUACGAACGAUUCGGAUAUUUGGUCACUCUCAGACUUCAUUGAUGUCCACAACAAGAGUAUGCAGCGCUCAAUUGACCAGCUAAUCGAGAAAUGCGAGCAUCACAUCUUUAAUUGUGUGCUCUGUACUGCCCGGGGCUUCCAUUGUCAGUAUUGUCAUAAGGAUCAGGUGAUUUAUCCAUGGCAGCAAAAAGUAUUUCGUUGUGAUGGGUGCGGUUCAUGUUUCCAUCUCAGCUGCUGGAACUCAAUGUCAAGUAUGUGCUGUAGAUGCCAAAGAAUCAACAAAAGACGGGAAAUUGCGGUUACUUGAGGUACAACUCAAUUGCCAGUUAGGAAAAUGUGAAGAUAGUGUAAUGUGCUUAAUUGCACCACAACUCUGUUGCGUAUUCAAUAUAACUUCGCCAAAUUUAUUGUUAACUUCAAAAAUCAAUUACUUGCGCAUUUAGCCUAUAACCUCAUUUUGGCAUACAUUUUAUAGCGCCACUAUAAACAUGUUUAUUACAAGUAUAUUUCAAAUAUCAUUAAAUGUAAAAUUUGCAUUUUUGAGCUUAAUUACAAAUUGGCGAUAUUUUCAUCUUACUUGCUUUAAGGUGGUGCGCUAAGACAUAUUA
Molecule: messenger RNA, 3311 nt
Organism: Anastrepha obliqua
Lineage: Eukaryota; Metazoa; Arthropoda; Insecta; Diptera; Tephritidae
Gene: Rubicon
Product: run domain Beclin-1-interacting and cysteine-rich domain-containing protein
Exons: 11
Coding region: 254-3010 (918 amino acids)
Cellular component (GO): intracellular membrane-bounded organelle
Molecular function (GO): phosphatidylinositol phosphate binding
Source: RefSeq, a predicted model, not a curated record